AGGAAAGGAAAGUAAAACACUGACAUUUGUGCAUACAGGACGCAUUCUCUUAAAUUUGUGACUAGUGAGAAGUUCUGUUAUGUUGUAAAGAAUUAAUAUAGAUUCAAUUUUUUAAAAAUUGAAGUCAGUUUGAUCUACUCUGCUACACGAUCUAUGUUUGACAGAGAACCUUAGACAACUAAUAGAGAUUGUACUGUAUUGUGGAUAACUAGCGAUAUAGCCGGCUAUAUUGUUUAUGUUUACUUGAUGCUGAAAUAAAGUCCUUGUCAAUAACAUUUACAAUCACAAGACCAUGAUGCAUUGGUUUGACUAACUUCACCAUUUUUUUAAUUCACACACCACAAGCAACUAGCUGUCUGUAUGCUGAAGUUUUAUUUUUGACCAAUUUUUUUUUAAAAAUAAUGCAAAGAAAAAAAAAUUAAUGAAAAUUUAAAUGACAUUUAACUCUGUGUUUAUAUACUAUUGUGGUCAAAUGCAAUGGCUAUGACAGAAUUAGAAAAGGAGCACGUCAUCCAGAACGGUCAUGAACCCUCUGUCCCAAAAAAAACUUUAAAAAGGGAAGAGGUAAAUGGUAUAAAGGAAAAUGCUGAUCAUAAAGAAAUAAAAGAAAAUCACGAGAUAACAGAAAGAGUUUUACCGGACUUGUUAGCAAAUGAAAUAUUACUGGAGCCUCCAACUAUCCAGGAAAUCACCGAAGAAAAUGAAGAUGAGAAACAGGAGCCAGAAGUUAAAGCUAUUGCUACUAGUCCAGAUGGCAGGUUUUUAAAGUUUGAUGAUGAAGUUGGUCGAGGCUCGUUUAAGACUGUUUACAAAGGUUUAGAUACUGAAACAGGUGUAGCAGUUGCGUGGUGUGAACUUCAGGACCGUAAAUUAAGUAAGGGAGAAAGAAGUCGUUUUAAAGAAGAAGCUGACAUGUUAAAGACUUUGCAACAUCCUAAUAUUGUUCGUUUUCAUGAUUAUUGGGAGAAUAGCGUUCAUUUGAAAAACGGAAACAAAGAGCGAAAACUUAUUCUUGUUACAGAAUUGAUGACUUCUGGCACAUUAAAAACCUAUAUCAAGAGGUUUAAAGUAGUGAAAGAAAAAAUCCUUGUUAAUUGGUGUCGACAAAUCUUGCGUGGUUUAAAUUUCCUUCACACGCGAACUCCAGCUAUAAUCCAUCGAGAUUUAAAAUGUGACAAUAUUUUUAUCACUGGAACAACUGGUCUAUUGAAACUGGGAGAUCUAGGUCUAGCAACUUUUAAAAAAGCAUCGUUUGUUAAAAGUGUUAUAGGAACGCCAGAGUUUAUGGCUCCUGAAAUGUACGAAGAGCGAUAUGACGAGUCUGUUGACGUCUACGCAUUUGGAAUGUGUAUGCUGGAAAUGGCUUCUGGAGAAUAUCCGUACAUGGAAUGCCAAAAUCCAGCUCAAAUUUACAGACGUGUUACAACGGGAGUACCUCCAGAAUCUUUAAGUAGAGUUGUCUCGCCACUAGUGAGAGAUCUAAUACAAGGAUGCACAAAGAAAGAAAGAGCAGAACGAUUGACUGUUAAGGAAUUACUCGAAUCUGAGUUUUUUCAAAUUGAAAAGGUACGAGUUGAAUUAGCGAGACCCAUCAAUGAAAUUCUUGAAGAAGACUUACAAGUGAUCCCGCUCAGGUUAAAGGGAGAGCGUGCCAACCACAGCCAGGAUGAAGCGAUUGAGUUCGACUACACUAUUGAUGAAGACAAUCCUGAGUUGGUUGCAGGGGAGAUGGUGAAAUCAAAGCAUGUAUUUGAAGAUGACAUGAAGAAUGUAACAAAAGCUAUACGAAAUGCUAUGACAUCCUUCUUCCGUGAAAAAGAAAAGUUUGGUAAAGAAAAAAGCGAAAAAGAAAAGGAGCGAGUGGCUCUUGAGAAAAUGAAAUCUCAAGAAGACACCACGACGGAGGUGAAAGCAGAACCCUCUCCUGCAGAUGAUGAAACACGCAAACCAGCCACCGUUAUCGAAAAUCCAAAUUUUGCUACUGAAUCGUCUGUGGAGGAAAAUUCAGAUAAAGCGAGUGAAAGUGGUAGUGUUGUUAUGCUCGAGCGAUCCAAUUCAACUCAAACUAACGCUCCUACAGAUGCUCCAGUGGAUCUGUCUUUGGCACCUACUGGAAAAAGUUCUGAUGAAAGUUUGGAAGUCACAUCAAAUCCAUCCUCUGUUAAUGAUAUAUCCGAAGCACGGGCGCCUUCGCCACCAACCACUGAAGCAGUUGUUGAUUCAACUAUUUCAGAUACUGGUCGAACAUCUCCUCCAAUACAUACUGGAAAUGGCGGUGCGAUGCAUGGCAAAACUAGAGAGAAAAACAAAUCGAAAAAAGACCGGCUGCCGAAACUUACUCUUCAAUGCGUGCGUGAUGAAUCUGUGGCGGAGUGUUCGUUCGACACGCACAGAAGUGCGCGCAUUACGUUUCAGUUUGGUAUCAAAGAGGACGCACCAGAAGAUAUUGCUGACAAGAUGAUCGAGGCUGGUCAUUUGCGUGCAUCAAAUAAACAGCUGUUCGUCAACCAGAUGAAAGAAAUCGUCGCUGGGGUGGAGAGAGGAGAUAUACCCGACUCGAAAAAGAAGACUGGUGAUAGCGAAAACAAAUCGGAUAUGGAUGGCAUUAUCAUAGAAGACUCCAACGCACAAGAUAGCAUCUCAUCGGUCAGUAGCAUAUCAAGCGGUGAAACUUCGUACACAAGUGGUAGCGACCAACGAAAGUCGCCUGUUUCUGUCGAGUUAGAUGCAGCUUUAAAGAUGGGUACCGUUGACAUUACAGAUGCUACUACCAAAGAGGACCCCAAAGAAAGUAAAACUGAACCUCCAGUUGAUUCAAUUGCAAACAAAUCCUUUUCGCCGCCAUGUGAACCUGGAUCUCCGAAGAAAACAAAUGGGAGGUUCAGCGUAGCCAGAGUCCAGUUGGAAACUCAAGAGUCAAAUGCUCCAAAAACCACCGGCAGAUUCAAUGUAAAAGCCGUCACUGUAAGCAAUGCAUCUGAUAUGUCGUCACCGCUGUCGCCGUCAUCUGACCCAACAAGCCCGAACUCUGCACUCAGUUCACUAAACAACUCUCUUAGCCUUCCACAAGGAAGUUUUGCUGAACGCAUGCGAACAGAAUCGGAUCCCUGUUCCGACUGCAAUCCGUUUGUUCCCGCUGUUCAUCACGCCCGGCAAAGAUCUGAACCCCUUCGUCCAAUUUCUCCAGUAGAACUGGAAGCGAUAAUAAUGAAGGAGGCUGCAAAUAUAUCUUCUUCACAAGCUACUAAGUCUGGAAUUACACGUCCAGAUCCCGAUGCGAUCGUCAGCGUUGACGCGGCUGCUAAGGGUAAAGAGGAAGACAAGACAGGUGUCCUUAAGGAGAUGUUACAGGAAGUAUUGGUUAGGGGUAAGGAGCACACGUUUGUUGUGUCUUCUGUGCUCGACAAACCACCCAUCCUGGCGACUUCGGAGUAUAGUGCAGCCAGUGAAGCAAAUGCGAAGGCAGAGUCACCUCAGUCAACCAUAAACAAUUCAACAGCUUCUAAAUUACUUACAUCGGAUUCAAAGGUGUCUCCACAAAAUACAGAACAUGCACCACCACUCCAUCCUCCCCUAAAAAGUGUCAAUAGUACUGUGUUGGAAUUCGACCCUUUUCUUGCAGAAGCAGGUACUGCUCCCACGGAUACCAAGUGUGAAAACCAACGCUCAGGUGGGGCGCCGCAGAGCGGCUACUCUUCUUCAGUGGCAGAUUCGGCGAGUAGCAGUCGAACUGCAUCACCUACGUCUAUGCUUACACCUUCUGAAUCGAUGGAAAACAUCAAGGCGAGCGUUGGUCAAGCAUCAUCCGUCGUUUCGAACACGAAAGUGGAUGAAAAUGUGAGCAGUAAACCGCCAUCACAUCCGAGCAGGUCUCGUACUUCGACAUCUAGCAGUUCCACAUACAACGUAUCAGACAUGUUACUACAAGCUGUCGUAUCUUCUGAUGAAUACACGAAAAUCAGAAACAAACAUAAAAAAGAAAUGACGUCAAUGCAGAGGCGGCACAACGAAGACUUUGCGUUUCUCAUCGCGAAAAUGCGUCAAUCGCAAGAACAAACCACGGUGGUACAAGAUGUCUCUAGAGACCACGGUGAAGCAACAGGUCUUUCUACUAAAAAAGAACUACCCAAGGCUGACGAUGCCAAAGAGCGAAGGGAGCGCAAACCCAUGUCGCGUCACAGCUCUCAAGAACUUUUGGACACUGCUGGUCUCGGUCACGGUGAAAUACAGCCUGGUAGAAAGGCGGAGACAGAAAAGGCUCGUUUAGAUCAAAUGUACAUGGAACAGCUUAACUCGAUGGUAAGUUUGUCCAAAAAACAAGAACCAAAUCAAAAGUCGGAUUUAAAACUUUCCAAACCCAGCUUAAACGAACUCAAACUAAAAAGUCAAGCUGCUCAAAUGAAAAAGCAACCUAGUACUGAGGGCCUUAAAUCCUCUACUGUCUUGGUAAGUGAAGCGUCGAGUGCAUCAACUGUGACAACAGCUUCGACAAGUCUCGCAGCAACUAACGUCAUAUCGACAUCGACUACGAGCACUGGCUUAAACAAAAAUCGAAUCAGCGCGGUCGCGCAACAGGUCGGCGCCGAGAUGUUUGCUCAGUCGUUGAUUAACUUGAACCUUUCGUCGUUGUUGCAUUCAGUUGAGAUGAGAGAAAGAAGAUUGAAGUCGAAGACUGCACCAGUUGUCACAUCAGCUUUGCCAAGCAACUCGCCCCAAUCGACUGCGGCUGGAUAUUCUCAUUAUCACACUAUAGGCGCGGGAGACCAGCAUGCGUUUUGUCCGUCUGGAGCGUCAAACGUUUCGAAUCAACCGGCAGCGACGUCUUUAUUUCAGACUGACGUUGCUUCAGAUUUAAGUGACUCCGGGUUGCAUCUUCGCAGUUCAGUUGAUGGUUCUUCUCGAGCAAAUGAAUCCGAAAGAAAUAAAUGGCCACCACCUGGCGUGGAUUUACAUCGGACUAAUAGCUUAAAUGCACUCGAAGGUAUCGCUUUGCCUGGCCAAUCGACGUCGCCUAAUCACCCGUCUUGUCAUAGUGUACCGCAGUCGAACGGACCACUUUGAUUGUAAUAAUGUACACGAGUCUCACUCUGGGUACAAAUAAAAUUACGUUUUUAUGAAAUCAGGAAUAACAGUUGUUUGAAUGAUUUGUUUUCCGAAUAAAAGAAUUUAUUUUUUAAAUUUAAUUUUGUAUUCAUAGUAAAAAAUGGUUGUCGUUAUAAGUAUUAUAUGUUUACCCCCUGAAAUAUUUAUGCCCCCCUUCUUGUGGAACUCUCAGUCUUAAACAAACCGGGUGCAAUGUUCGACAUUUAACAUCUGCAUUGUAACGUUAGAGUUUUAAUAGCUCGUUAUUUGUUGUUCGGUUCAAUUAGAAAUUUUAGUUCGUUGAAGUUUAUUCUUUCUGUGACACGUUUGUUUAUAAGCUUUAACGAAGGAGAACAAUGAUACCAUCGCAGGUCUUUUUCGCAUCUUUGGUUCUAUGUUUUUAUUUUGUUUAUUUUAUUUUCCAGAAUUAGCAUAAAAUGCAGAAAAAAAGUUUCAACACCUAUUUUCUUUUAACCUUCUGAAACGUUUUCCAGACUUCCUUAGUUAACAUAUAGCUUUAACUAAAACCGACAAACUUUUAAAGCAUCGAUUACACUGACGGAAAUGUAGUUUUGUUGUACAUUGUUAUUUAUUUAAGAGUUUUAUAUAGUGAAUAAUCUUGGAUGUUUGUAACAGCUUCGUGUUCAUCAUAUUUUGAAAGCGAGGUUGAUUUUGUUGACUUUGUUAUUCCGUACACUUAACGAAACAAAUACACAGAAACGUCCUCAA
Hydractinia symbiolongicarpus is the source of this 5811-nucleotide messenger RNA. RefSeq names its product serine/threonine-protein kinase WNK4-like. Gene Ontology annotation, cellular component: cytoplasm. Gene Ontology annotation, molecular function: protein serine/threonine kinase activity; ATP binding. Lineage: Eukaryota; Metazoa; Cnidaria; Hydrozoa; Anthoathecata; Hydractiniidae. The transcript is spliced from 13 exons. The record is from RefSeq and is a predicted model, not a curated record. The coding region runs from base 478 to 5061 and encodes 1527 amino acids. Gene Ontology annotation, biological process: intracellular signal transduction; protein phosphorylation.